UGAGAGGUAGUGAUACACAGCUGGUGUUUUGUAUGAGCCGAAUUUGGAUACUUGGAAAGUGUAGCAGACGAGAUUUCGAUUGACAGCCGAAAUGUGGAACCUGUGGUGAGAGGUGAUGAUGGCAUGUAGCACAUCUCUAUGGAGCCGUUUAAACUGACACUCCAGCAGAUAACAUUUGACCAGGAUCAGUUUGAGUACGCACCCCAGCUCAACUCCUUUGACGCUGUCAUCAACUACGACUCCAGUUUUUCAGCCGAAUCUCCACCUGCUGCAACAGUAGACACCAGCACAACAUCGAGUACAACUACUUCAUCACCACUACUUCCCCCAGGAACCCACGCAAGCUUCUACCAGACUUACACGCCCCAGCCUGUCGUGCAUCAAGUUGACCCCGGUGUGGUCCGACUCCUCAAGCAGUCCACCACACCAACGAUACCUCAUCAACCCUGACGACAGCUUCAUCAAACUCACCGACCCCCACAAUGGGCACUGUGUGGCCCACACAGCCGCAGCAGACAUAGCAUACCUGUCCCAGGUUACUGCUAACACUGCAGCUGUCAACCAGCACGUCGCCAAGAAGAAGCGCAAGUUUGUGGGGAGAACCACAGUUAUCAACUCCACAUCGACUGCUGUCACCACCAUGCCAUCUGAGACCACGUCAUCGCCGCCAAACAAACAACCAGCCCCCGAGGGGGAGGAGAACAGUUCCUUUGAGACUGUUGCAGAAGCUCUGCGAUUACAGUGGUCUGUAAUAGGUAACAAAGACAUCACUCCAGCAUCACCAGAUGUUGUUGCUCAGAUUGUUGCUGAGGCAGAGAAGAAACUCAAAGCUGGUGAUGGAUCAGGGACCACAACUCCUGUGCUGGACACAUCAAGGGGAACAACUCCUGUAAUACCAGGAGCCACAACUCCCACCACUCCAACCCCAAGGGGGACAACUCCUACCACACAAACUCCAAGGGGGACAACUCCAGUUUUGCCUGAAGCAGCAAACCCAAAUCUUCCAAGUCCCGGUGCUACACAUGAUUAUUCACAGGUGCCAAGUCCAACUUUGUCUCCUCAAUCACCAACAGCUGAAGUGAUCAAACAUGAUACUACUGACACCCCGCACAGUGUUAGUAAGGAAACUACAAAGAGUGCAGAUACUGCUGAGACCAAGGAACUGAUCCGCAUCCCUGCAGGAUCCCUGACACGGACCACCACCAAAGAGAAAUCUGGCUGGUUCGGAGGCAAGGACCCCAAGGCAGCAAAGGUAGGACCGAAGGGUGACAAGAAGAAGUCUGACAAGCAGAGGAAGGUUUCUGAGGACAGUCUGCAGGAUGGACCUGUGAAUGGUUCCGGAAGUGUGAGUGACAGGACAGAUGAUACCAGGAGCGUGUCCAGUAUCUCCAGUGAGCAGGAGUUGGAGAAAUAUAACCAAUCUGAAACCGACAACUUCUUGAAAUCUUUGCCUCCUGUUAAAUCAGUGGAUAUGAGUCAGUUUGUGCAACAUAGACACUCGCCUCCUGUGAAGGAAACCUCUUUUAAACCUGUACAUAAUGCAAAAAGUCCUGCCCAACAAGCCAAAGUCACAUCCUCAGAUUCGGGAGUGGACAUGGAUGUUAGUUCCCUUUUGCAACAUCCGCUUACAUCUACACCUUAUGCAAUUCCAGCAAACAAGCCACAAAUAUUUGUUCCACAAAUUGGUCCCUUGUUUCCAAAGACAGAGCCGGUUGUGUACAACACUAGCUCACUGCUUCAGCGUCCUGUGAAGACCAGCAAAUACGGUGAUGCAAGUCCAGCUAUGAAGAAGCAGUUGGAUGAGGCUCUGAGAGAGAAAGCCAAGCUAGAAGGACAGCUGGAGGUGCUAACACAGGAGGCGCAGUCCACACUCCAGGAGAGAGCUGAGUUACAGGCCCAGCUGGCCUCACUCAGACUCAAGAUUCUGUCUCACAAAGGCGGAGAACAUGAUCCAGAAAAAGAGUCCCUUAGACAUGAGGUUGAUAUGCUGAAGAAAUCGCGAGAAACCUUGGAACAAUCAGCGAGAGAGAUUCAGAAACUCCUAGAGGAGAAAAUCGAAGAAAGUAAAAUCUCUCAUGAAGAACUUCAAAUGACCCAGGAGGCUCAUGACAAGCUGCAGCUCAGAAUGAAAGAUCUGAGAGAUGAUAUCAUGUCUAAAGAAGUAGCAGUACAGGCUCUUAAGAACAAGGUAGCUGAGCUCUAUGUUGAAGUGCAAAAUGGACUGCAGUCUAAAAAGGAGUUUGAAAAUGAGACAAGAUCUGCCAAAAGUGAUCUUGUGUCUCUUCUGAAGACAAAGGAAUGGUACCAGCAGCAGUUGCAGUUGGCGCAUGAUGUCAGGUCACAGCUCCAGAAGGAGUUGACCAUCCUACAAGCCCAGAGUGUCAGUCAGGGAACAAUUGUUGAGCGGUUGAAAACAGACAAUGCUAAGCUAAGGGUGCAGCUGACUGAAGCUCAACACAGAGCCCUGAAACAGAAGGAGAUGCUCGCCAAGCAUCUUGAAACAAUUGAAUCUGACAUGAUGGAGCGUGAGGCAGCCUUUCAGGAGAUUCAGAGGGAGAGGGCAAUGAUUGAAGAUACUUUCAAUACACAGAUUACCUCAGCUGAAGAUGAAAGGUCCAGACUGAAUCUUCUCAUGCAAAUCAACAAUGACCUGCAAGCCAGGCUGGACAAAGCUCAGGAGGACCUCAAGAAGAAGCAUGGGCAGAUAUUUGAUAUGGAAAAUGAACAGAUGGAGUUGAUGAAGAAGAUGACUCUCUCCCAGGAAACUCUGAUGGAGAAGGAGAAAGAGCUUGAGGAUGUGAAUCAGAAGCUGAUCGAGGUUGAGGCUCAGCUGAAGGCCUUCCAGGCUGAGAUCACACAGAAGGACAAGGAGAUCCUUCAGCUGAGGGAGGAGAAGGCUUCAGCAGAAAUCUUGUAUCAAGCUGUGAAGGAGGAGAAGACAGUGGUGGAUGAAGCCCUUGAGAAGCUUCAGAAUGAUAUGUACAAGGUGGAGAAGAGCUUCAAGAUGAUGAAGAGUGAACUCAAUAUGAAACUGACUGAGUUGGAGAAGGUGAACUCAGUCAAGUCUCAACUUCAGAAGGAGCUUGAGACCAUGAGGAAGGAUCUCAAUAUCAAAAACCGUAGCUAUGAAUCAAUGCAUACAGAUUAUAAUGGUAAGUCAACUCAGGUGCAGCAAUUAGAGAUCCAAAAGACCUCCUUGGAGAGUGAUGUGAAAAUGUUGAGGGAACAGUUAGCUGCAGUUAUGUCGACUCAGGAUACAAGUGUGACAGAGAGACAAGCAUUGAUUACAGAGCUUUCAGAAACUAAACAAAGGCUAGAGGCAGCAGAUCAACAACUCACCAUGAAAGUGGACAGUGUUAGUGUACAGCAGAGUACUGAGAGUACUGUGUCAGAUGAAAGGUAUGAGGACAUAUCCAGGGAGAACCAGGCUGUGAAGGACAGAUUAGCAGAAUCAGAACAAAGGCGAGAACAUGAGAAACAGAAACAUAAAGAACACAGUGAACAGCUCAAUAAUGAUCUUAGCUCUCUGAAGGAAGAGUUGACGAGCAGACAGAAGGCGUUUGAGGUCAACGUUGAGACACUGAGUUCCCGACUGCGAGAGGUGAUGGCAGAGAAGGAGAAGGUGCAGACAGAGCUGGAGAUGAUGCAGAGACAGUUUGAGAUCAGUUCCAUUGAACAGCAGGACCAGAUGAGGACAGAGCUACAGACUCUGGCCACUGAGUUGUCAACAUCCCGUCUAUCACAACAAGAACUUCACAGUCAACUUAUUGCUCUACAACAUGCCAAGGAGACAGAAGUAGCCACACUCAGGCAGGAGUUGUCUGCUCUUGAUGCAGCUCUACAACAGGUGAGGGAGGAAGAGAGUGAGAGGGAGAAGACAGAUGAGCUGAAUCAGCAGCUGUCCUUGGAGCUGGAGAAGGAGCGAGGAAGAUUGGCAGGUUUGGUGCAGAACAACAGUUCCUUGAAGCAGCAUGUGUCCCAGCUGGAGGAGGCUCUGGCACGAAGAGAGUCCUCCCUGGUGGAGGUCCAUGCCCAGUUGACCGAUGCCAUGGCAGGACAGGACAAUGUCCAGCAAGACUACCUUCGCCGGAUCCAGGGUCUUGAGGACCUCCUGCAGAAGGAGAAGGAUGGUCAGAGGGACCUCAGGAAGCAGAUCGGGACAAAGAUAUCAGAGAACAAACGUCUGAAGAAACAGUCAGAUGCUUCAAAGCAGGACCUGGAGCAGUUGCGACAGGAUGUGCAGACACGAGAUGCGACGCUGAACCAGCUGCAGGCUGAUCUGGACUCCAGCAGACAGACCGUGUUGAGCCACCAGGCCCAGGUGACCAGCCUCUCCUCUCACAACAAGGGGCUGGAGCAGGAGCUGGAGAGGGUGCGGCGGGAUCUCGCAGACAACAUCGCCCGCAACCCCCUCAUCAUGGAGCAGAUGCAGUCCCAACAGUGGCAGCUGCAGCAGAAGUCGGUAGAGGUGGACCAGCUGCAGGAACAGCUGCGUCUGGCAGAGCUCCGACAGCAUACGGAGCUGAACAGCAUGAGGAAGACCCUUCAGGAAAAGCAAGAGGAGAUUGACUCUCUGAAGGCGGAGAUGGCAGCCAUUAGGAAGGACAAGCUGAGUCAGAAGACCCGCGUCACGGAGCUCCGGAGUGCCCUCAAGUCAUCAGUGCAGCACCACAAGCUUGCAAAGAAGAUCAUCUCCAAGAAGAAGGAGCUUCAGAUGGCGGCAGGUGAUGGGGUGGUCACGUCCAGCGGUGAGGAUAAGGGGACGCAAGUCAACUUUGAAACCUCUACCCCCCUUCCGGCGCCGUCCUUUGACCUGGAGGCUGUGGAGAGGCUCCUGCAGGACACGUCAGUGAAGGCCCUAGAAAGCAAACCCCUGGACAACCUUCAGACCUGCCUGAGCUCACUGAGGUCCGAGAUCUCCGGACUCCAGAGGCAGAUGGAUGUCCACACCACCACUGUCCACACGUCAAACAAGAGCUGGAGGAGCAUCGAGUCCGAAGUCAAUGAGCUCCGAGAGGUGGUGAAGACAGUAGCCAACACAACCCUAGCAGCAACUACAUCGACAACAUCCAACGCCUCAGACGUUGUCCAGACACAGUCGGAUAUUGUGGACAUUUAGAUCAUCCCAUACAGCACAAAUGACACCGCUCCUGUUGCUAUGGUUUCACGUAGGUGACGAAGAUGCACAACAGAAUCUCAUAACGUGAUACUACAAUGCUCACUGUUGUUGAUGAGACUUUCACAGAAUGAGUUUGAGUUGAAUUCACUGACACAAAUUUCAGUGACCACGAUUUUUAAACUGGGAUGACAUUGCGUGAAUGUGUAUGUAAAGAGUGAAAGAUGAUCCCUUGCUUCUUUCAGUGAGUCCUGACAAGGUCAUUUAAUGUCCGUAUACAUGGGGGACAAGUUUGUAAAUAGCAGUCAUAUAUUGGCAGUAGCUGUGGUUGAACUCAUCUUGGGACGACUUCUACCGCACUUUUAACAAGGUGACGUGUAUAUAGUUAUUUAUUUAAUACCGAUAUUCAUAAAGCAUGUUUGUUUU
Messenger RNA from Haliotis rubra (blacklip abalone), 5542 nucleotides. RefSeq names its product golgin subfamily A member 3-like. The record is from RefSeq and is a predicted model, not a curated record. The coding region runs from base 641 to 5119 and encodes 1492 amino acids. The transcript is spliced from 14 exons. NCBI's taxonomy places the organism in Eukaryota, Metazoa, Mollusca, Gastropoda, Lepetellida, Haliotidae.